Messenger RNA from Peronospora matthiolae, 801 nucleotides. The record is from the annotation of a GenBank genome assembly. NCBI's taxonomy places the organism in Eukaryota, Oomycota, Peronosporomycetes, Peronosporales, Peronosporaceae.
AUGUCCGCAGAGCUCGAUGGCAAUCACUCAAAGAAUGCACUGCGUCGACGUAGCGGCCCUGCAUCCAGUCAUAUCGAAGCUGGACGAAGGAGACAAAAGGAGCGGCUGAUCUGUAUAGCGAAUCAAGCUCGUCUUGUAAGCGAUCCCCCGGACGACGGCAUCUCGGUAGGAUUGCUGGAGCGCAUGAAUGGUGUCGGCUUGGCUGCAGAAGGUAGCCUCUCGAUCCCACAAAUACGAGAUCGUGGCCAUCGUGAGACGAACGUCGUCGGCAGAGACUCUGGGAACGAAGUCGGUGACGCCCACAGCUGGAGCAGACCUUUCACGAGAUUCAUUAGCGGCCGGGAUGUCGGAUCUGGACGCAUCUGGGGCCCCCGGAGGAGAGCAUACCACCCGCAAUCUAGCGAUCUAGAUGGCGAGUCUCGGGAUGGAGACGAGGGUCUGGUCGGCUGUCGAUCUGGCGAUCCUGUGGGGAUUGUGGGCGAUCCGGUUGGGCCUAGAUGGCGCGGAGACCCAGGCCGAUCGGGGACCGCUGGGGUGUGUCCUCCGAGAUCGGGCGAUCCGGGCGACAGGUCGCGAUCCGGAGACAGAAACAUGGUGGGUCCUUCUGAUGAGAUCAGCGAGGGGGCGGUUGUGGCAAAGUCACUACUCAAAUUUUGUACGAGGAUCGGUGGCCACACCUUUAAAGCGCCGCUUACUGGUGGAAAAGGAGGCCAUGAGACUCGGCGAUCCAAUACGGAGGUGGAAGAUGAUCUUAACGGGAUCGGCGAACCGAUCCAACUGUCGUUAGACGAAUGGGUAUGA